Messenger RNA from Leishmania braziliensis MHOM/BR/75/M2904, 1704 nucleotides. Its product is annotated as putative RNA-binding, protein. The transcript has a single exon. NCBI's taxonomy places the organism in Eukaryota, Euglenozoa, Kinetoplastea, Trypanosomatida, Trypanosomatidae. The record is from RefSeq and is a predicted model, not a curated record. The coding region runs from base 1 to 1704 and encodes 567 amino acids. Gene Ontology annotation, molecular function: RNA binding.
AUGGACUUGGCGGCCUGCGAUCUUCAGAACUACCAGCUGGCACGCCAGCUGCACAUGCUGCCGCAGCUGUACGAAGUUUUUGUUUCGCAAGUGAUGUGCUACCCGCUCUUCUACCAGUCGCUGCACCCUGCUGUGCGACAGCUGGCACGCGCGAUCUUGCUGUCGCUGAAUCGGCGCUUCAGUGCCAGCGCCAGUACCACAGGGGAACUGCCUGUUGCACGGCGGUACCAUGUUGAUAACAUGCGCCUUGUUCUCUCUUUCCUUGCCUUCCCGGAGCACCACACCGAUCGAGGGAGUUGUGUGUCCCGCCUUGUUGGCGCCUCUCCACUCAGCAAGCUGGAGUUAGGCACACCAACGCAAGAGGCUGUCACCGCUCCCUCGGGGAGUCUUGAAGCCACAUCGACUUCCUUGACCCCGCAGCGCGCGGGCCCGGCCAUCGCCGCGACUACACUGGCAGAACUGCCGCUGUUGCCACAGGUAGUGGAAGACCCUCCCUCUGGACGGGUAUCCGGUAGUGCUUCCCCGGCCAGCAAGCCCGCAAAGCCACCCACGACCGCUGCUGUAGGUGCUGUGCUGGACUUUAUGUCGAAGGCGCUUUUUUUCCUCCGCCCGACCUCGACCACAGCCCACGCGCACUGCGCGGCUCCGCACUUUGGUGAAACACCGCACCUCUACGUGCGUAUGGUGCACCCCCACCAGCUUAAUGAGGAAUCGCUGAACACGUAUUUUGGCCGCUACGGUCAGGUGGAUGUUACGGCACUACAGCGAACACCUGUGCAGCAGUACGUGCAGUACCUUGGUGAGGCCGCCACCGAGGCGCUGCUCCAGCUCUUCCCAUCCACUGAGGCUAGUGACAUGCUCUACGUGCAGGACUUCAUCAUCACUGUCGACUCCCAUCAGAAUGCACUUCAUGCGGUUCGCCAUGCGUACUGCAAGGAGCUUGUCUGCAUAGCUUUUCACGACGCCACAGUGGGCGGGGGCAGCAACACCCACUGCUUGGCAGACGUGAACAACUGGAUGCGGCAGCACGCGUUUGUGUGGCGUCUCCAAGCCGACCCUCGCGUCAUCGCAAGUGCAACGUCGGCCGCUGUCGCGCUUUCCUCCGCAGCGUCUGAGAAACGGCGCAAGCGCGCGCGAGCGCAGCCCCGUCGGAGGAGGCGGAAGAUGAAGCGCCGCUCUGUCUUCGGUAUCGCCGCUGACGACACGUCUGGCGGCUCCGCCACAUCGUCCACGUCUUUAUCAGAGGAGGAAGGCGCUGGCAAGUAUGUGGGCAGAAGCGACAGCAGCAGUUCUGACUCGUCCUCCUCCUCCUCCUCCACGAGCGAGAGCGACAGCGCAGAGGCCAAUUUGGCGGGAUUUGUACCAGACGUUGUGCUCGACGGCUUCCCGUACUGGACAACGGAAGACCAGCUGAAGGUGCUGCUGCAGCAAUACGGCACCGUCUCGGAGCUUCGACUCUCCGUGGACGACUUGUCUGGCGCUUUCACCGGCUGUGCACUGGUGCGCAUGGCGUCUGUGGAGGAGGCGCUGACCCUUUCGAGGGCGGUGCACAAUACCCUCUACCGUGGCUAUUCUCUCAUCAGUGGCGUGGUGAACGAGCGACUGGAGGUGGUGGCGCUCGAGGAUAGCCGGGAGGUGCGCUUGCCGGCCCCUCCAGGCCAAGUGCCACUCGACGUCAGGAUGAACGAGCGUGUCUGGGUUUAA